Molecule: messenger RNA, 3835 nt
Organism: Puntigrus tetrazona (Sumatra barb)
Lineage: Eukaryota; Metazoa; Chordata; Actinopteri; Cypriniformes; Cyprinidae
Gene: zbtb25
Product: zinc finger and BTB domain containing 25
Exons: 2
Coding region: 1081-2382 (433 amino acids)
Biological process (GO): regulation of transcription by RNA polymerase II
Cellular component (GO): nucleus
Molecular function (GO): protein binding; RNA polymerase II cis-regulatory region sequence-specific DNA binding; DNA-binding transcription factor activity, RNA polymerase II-specific
Source: RefSeq, a predicted model, not a curated record
GCCAAGGUGCAUGAAAACGUACACCGUUUCUUCGACAACACUUGAUCGGUGUAGACCAGACGUGUGAAAAUUAUUAUGAUUCUGUCGCGGGCAAAUCUGCUAGGAGUUAGGACACGCAUAUGACAGAAGCACGAACUAAACAGCUCAUACAGGCUAUUUUGUGUAUUAUUCAUUCAUUCAUGGGAUUUUGUUAUGCGACGAGCACUGCUGUUUGUAAAUGUCCUUUUGUGUAAUGAUUUUAAGAAAUCGCUGUCAGGUAUUGUCUGGUCAGGUCGGCAUGCAAAUAUUUGAAAAUGUUGCGGCGCAAACACUGAACGGAAGCUAGUCGUUGCUGUUUCUCCGUUUAUAUUAAGAAAAGUCAAAUUACUUAGAAUGAUACAAUGUCAAAUUCUGCUGUAUAUUUAAGUUGCAUAUCAAUAAAAACGUACGAUGUAGUUCUUACGGAAUUUCCGAGCAAUUUGUUUUUAUGAGGAAUGCAAAAACACAAUUUGCCAAAGCACUGUCGUAGUGGGUUUUUAAAAAAUAUCAAGCCUAUCCAGAUGUAAACAGCUGGUUUGUCUCAAAAUUUAAAAAAAAAAAAUAUUAUGGCUAUUUUGAUCGAUAGAGGUCGCCAGUUACUCUGCCAACUAAGGCUCUUCAGAGAGUCACUUCAUUGGUUGGUCCUUUCUGGUCCAUCAUGUUGAGACAUUUGGGACGAGAAAAAAUAAGAAUGUCCGAGAAGACAAAAAAGUCUAGUUUAAAAGUAUGUGCAACAUCAUUUAAAUAUACAUUCAGUAAUAGUUUUUUGCUGUAUUUUAAAUGUGCUUUUAAUUAAUUAAAAAAAAAAUCCAAAACAAACUGAAAGCAUUUUCAUAAAACGUAGUUCUUUAAUAUAAUUUUUACAGUUUGUUUUUGAAUAACAUUAUAGUUAGAAAAUGUAUGUUUUUAGAAAAAGUUAACUGAAUAAACUCUGAAUAAUAUAGGUAAAUGCUAGUAUUAUUUAUCCCAGUGUAGUAUAGGUUAUUGAAGUUGUGCAUAAGAAUUUAUUUGGUUGACAUUUGUUUUCUAUGCAUGUAUGUACGUUCUGUGUAACAGGUUGAGAUGGAUGUGUCUGGCCAUAGUUUGUUCCUCCUCCAGCAGCUGAACGUCCAAAGGGAGUUUGGCUUUCUUUGUGACUGCACUGUUGCUAUUGGCAACGUGUACUUCAAGGCUCAUCGUGCAGUCCUUGCGGCCUUCUCAAACUACUUCAAAAUGAUCUUCAUCCACCAGUCCAGUGAGUGCAUCAAGAUCCAGCCCACAGAUAUUCAACCAGAUGUCUUCAGCUACCUGUUACACAUCAUGUACACAGGCAUGGGUCCCAAACAACCUGUGGACCAGGGCAGACUUCAAGAAGGUAUCAAGUUCCUCCACGCAUACCAGCUCUGCCGCAAAACAGGCGAGGGUGGUCCGGAUGCAUCUUCUGAGCCCAUCCGUAUGUCCAAUCUCUAUGGCAUCCAGAUCUCUUCACAGCUGGCCAGUAAAGAGAACUCGGGCCUGAAGGCUGGCGGUUCGCGAGACCCUGAGGACGGCCGCUCCAGCGCUAGGGCCGAUCGCACACAUGGCCGUUUAGCUCUUGCUGUAGGGCUGGAGGGCAUUACGUCUGAGCGACAGCCUCAAAGCUUCCGCGCCGCAUCCUCGGUGGCCUCGGGGGACGACUCUGACAUUUCAGCACGGAUCAAGCAGGAAAGGGUAGAGGAGGAGGAACAACAGGAAGGCGACAAAGAGCCUUGCUCUCUCUCCCCAGCCCAGGUGAGCCCCUGUCAGGCUGGUCUGUUCAAAGAUGGCCCUCUAGCGCUUUUAUGCCCCCGGUGCGGUGAACGCUGUCUGUCACCUGAAGGCCUGCAGGAGCACCUAUUUACCCAUGCAGCCUGUGCCCUCGAGCCUAGCGGUCUGAUGGAAGGCCCUUCAGAGGACAAAACCGGGGAGCACAAGUCCCUAGAGGAGAGGCGGCAUCAUAAGGAGCGCAUAGACUCUGGUAGUCUGGAAGAGGCCUUACGGCAGAGUCAGGCCCUGGCAGAUGAGCUGGCCGUGGAACUCAGGCGAGGUGGUGGGACCGGACGGAGCGGUAGCCCGCUGGCAUCCUUCACGCGAAAACGAAAGAUGGCCUGUGCCGUCUGCAACCUUCGCUUCUCGCAAAAGAGCCAGCUGCAGGAGCACAUGUUCGCCCAUGUGGGCAAGCCGCUGCGAUACCAUCGCUACAGCCGCUUCUGUGGGCAGCUGCUUCAUGGCUGCGAAGGCCAGCCAGACAUCACUGCAGCCACGGGAGAGGAGGCAGCCAAGGACACUCAGGAUAACGGCAGCUCCUGCUACUCACUGGACUCUGAGGUCUCUCAGGAGAGCGUGGACGCAGUGACUGUGGAAUGACGUAGUGUUUGACAUUCAUGCAAACACGUAAUGUCUGUUAAAUGAAAAUUAUGGAUUAUGUAGAAGUUAAGCUCUGUCGACAACAUUUGUGGUAUAAUGUUGAUAACAUUCAAAAUUGCUUCCCAACUGUCCCACAUUUUCUUAAAAAAAAAAAACUUGUUUACAGCGAGGCAUUUACAGUAGAAGUGAAUGGGGUCAAUCUGUAGAAAUUUAAAUAGCUGCUCUUUCAAUGAGACACAAGCAUUAUUUUAAUCAUUAAUUCAAUUAUUUUGUGUUAAUCAACUUUAUUCUUUAAAUAUUGUUGAGUGAGUUUUAUUAAACCCAUAAUUUUCCUUUACUCAAUUUAGUUUUCUGCCUCAGCACUUCUGUCCUGUCACAAAAGUCCUUGUCAGUGUUAAAACAUACAAGAAUUACGUUUAAAACUUAGUGUUGAUGAUUGUAGUGUUGUUGUUUAAUGAUGUUUCUGACUCUUGGAUGACUGAACACUGUUGGAUCAAUUAUAUAUUUGAAUGAAGUAUUAGAUUGACAAGCACAUGUGCAUGAAACUCAAAUAGCACCACGAAGUGCAACAUUUGACCACAAUCUAAAUAUUUUUUUCAGAGUCCAGGUUAAGCUAAUAUCUACUAUUUCUUGUUUAUUUUUGGGCUGUGGCCUAAUGAGUGAAACUGACUGAGCAUAGAGUCUAAAUGAUUUCUUCCCUAAAUCGAAUUUCCUACAAGAAACUGGUUCAGUGCCUUAGAACAUUUUUGCCAAACAUCUCUGUAAAAAAAAAAAGCACUUACGCUAUUGCUCAGCCAGUUGAACCAAAUCCAGCUGUUUUUCAUUUUUCAAGUGAACAGUGCCUAUUUCUGCAAAGUUGUCCAAGACAUCUACACAAUCAGAAUAUUGUAUCAAAUGAAUGUGUGCAACUGGUGCUUUUCUAAAAGCUUUUUGAUAUGUUGAAAGACUUUCACGAUUAUAUUGUGUACGGAACAGAGUAUAAUCCGAGUUUGCUAACAAUCUUACUGCAUAACCCGAGGCAUAACUACAACAGAUGGGACAAUGCCACUGUAAAUGUCUAAUAUAACACUUCUCGACAAAAACAGGAAUGGCACAUUCAGUCAUGUUUCGAAAUCAGACCGGUCAUCUUCAAAAGCUGAGACGUGACAAAAUGUUUUAUUUCGAAUGAUUUAUCGAUUUCAAGACAUCACUGAUGGUUGACAUGGUUUCUUUGUGCUGUAUUUGAACUGUCGAAGCACCACUUUUUGCAGUUAUAUUCAUUGAAUACUCAAAUUCGAGGCUGGUGUACUGUGAUGAGUAUUUUAAAACAGAAAAAACUUGCAUUUGUGUUAUCUGUGUGACUUGUGUAGUGCAUUUAAACAGUCCCUUUCGAUUUUAUUCAUCAUCAGCACUCGGUGCCAUUGUGUGAUAAUGUGUUUGGGUAUUUUUUUAAAUAAAUGGCACAUUGAAUAAA